AUGGCCGCAUCAACUAAAACCGCACUCCUCAUUAUCGACAUGCAGAACUGCUUUCUCCCCAUGACUACCACUGCCCUUCCAAAUAUCCUCAAGCUGUCGAAGUUCUUCACCCAACAAAACCUCCCGCAAAUCCUAACCCAGCACGGACAUCCGCCCGCCGACUUCACUCCCCCCAUCACCAACCAAGUCGUUAGGAAAUGGGGCGUCGAUGGCUCCAUACAUAGCUCGACUCCAAAGUGGGAACUCAUUCCUGCCAUUGCAGACCUUGUGACUGGAGAUACCCCGGUCAUUGCGAAGAAUACGUACGACAGCUUUAUCAAUACGGGGCUCGAAAAAGAGCUGAAGAAACGGGCCGUUGGUAGAGUUGUUAUUACAGGCGUGAUGACGGAUUGUUGUUGCGAUACCACGGGCAGGGGUGCGUUCAAUCGGGGAUUCGAGACUUGGAUGGUCAGCGAUGCCACGGGAAGUAAGGAGAAGGAACAGCAUGAGCGGGGACUGAAGGCUUGGGCUUUUGGGUAUGGGGAUGUAAUUACCACGGAAGAGGUUAUUGAGAGGCUUUCGUGA
Molecule: messenger RNA, 564 nt
Organism: Lindgomyces ingoldianus
Lineage: Eukaryota; Fungi; Ascomycota; Dothideomycetes; Pleosporales; Lindgomycetaceae
Product: Isochorismatase hydrolase
Exons: 1
Coding region: 1-564 (187 amino acids)
Source: RefSeq, a predicted model, not a curated record